Molecule: messenger RNA, 921 nt
Organism: Salvia miltiorrhiza (redroot sage)
Lineage: Eukaryota; Viridiplantae; Streptophyta; Magnoliopsida; Lamiales; Lamiaceae
Product: germin-like protein 1-1
Exons: 1
Coding region: 19-738 (239 amino acids)
Cellular component (GO): cell wall
Molecular function (GO): manganese ion binding
Source: RefSeq, a predicted model, not a curated record
CUCAAACUCUCCACCAACAUGGCAAAGAGAGAUCAUCUUCUCCCAAUGGCCUCCACACUCACCCAAUCACCUCACCACCCAACCUUAACCCUAACCCUAACCCUAACCCUCUCCACACUCAUCCUACUCUCAUCACCACCACCCUCUCUCGCCUCCGAUCCUGACCCGCUGCAGGACUUCUGCAUCGCGGACCUCCGGGCCCCGAUCUCCGUGAACGGCUUCCCCUGCAAACCAUCCCCAAACGUGACAUCGGACGACUUCUUCUUCGACGGGCUGGCCCGGGAGGGCGACACCUACAACUCCAACGGCAGCAGCGUGGUGUACGGGAACGUCCUCGCGUUCCCGGCCCUGAACACGCUGGGGAUCUCGAUGAACAGAGUCGACGUGGCCCCCGGGGGGCUCAACCCUCCCCACUCGCACCCCCGGGCCACGGAGGCCGGCAUCGUCGUGCAGGGGAAGCUGCUGGUGGGGAUGAUCACCACCUCCAACGUGCUCUACGCGAAGAACGUGACGGCGGGGGAGAUGUUCGUGAUCCCGAGGGGGCUGGUGCAUUUUCAGAUGAACGUUGGAAACGAGACGGCGCUGAUCUACGCCGCUUUCAACAGCCAUUUGCCAGGAUCGGUUUUUGUAGCUUCGAAUCUGUUUGGGGCGAGGCCUCCUGUGCCCGACGAUGUUCUUACAAAGGCUUUUCAAGUUGAGCAGCGUCUCAUUGCUCAAAUCAGAUCCAAAUUUGGUUGAUAAUUUCACAUAUUUCUUCAAGUUUUGCUACUGGUCUGUUGCUAGAUGGAAAAUAAGGUUGUAUUAUUAUUAAUCACGUAGUUCGGAUCCUCUGUAGAGAAUUUAUGUCGCAUCUUCUAUUGUAUUCGUGGAUAGUUUAUUUUGCAUGAUUGAUUAUAUAUAUGAUUGUGUAUUUUUAUUCUA